This is a messenger RNA of Racocetra persica, 445 nucleotides long. The record is from the annotation of a GenBank genome assembly. NCBI's taxonomy places the organism in Eukaryota, Fungi, Glomeromycota, Glomeromycetes, Diversisporales, Gigasporaceae.
CACGUUACGAAAAUGGUCAGAUGAAGGAAAGAUCAAACAUUUAUCUACACCUAACGGCAAAGGAUUCUACCUUGUUGAAGACAUUUCAAGAUUGUUUGAAAACUAUGAGCGAUCUUUGAACAACUUGAACGAACAUAUUGAUAUUAAAAACCUAUAUAUCAAUGAAAUAGAAGAUGAAGCCAUUAAAAUUUCAAAAAUACCUACACUUGAAAAUAGUCAAGAAUUACCUAUCAACGUGAUUGAAGAAUUUGCUAUUACAUGUUCAAAUGAAAUUAAAUUACUCGUGGAUGAAAUUAAAAGAAAGAGAAUAAAUUUAGAUCAGAUCAUAGAAAUUUUGAGAAAGAAACGUGAGGAGAAAAGAAUCAUUAAAAGAAAAAGACUACAAUCAAGAUUAUCAGCAAGAAUGAAAUACCUUAAUGCACUCAACGAUGAUCAAAAUAAUUAA